Messenger RNA from Erinaceus europaeus (western European hedgehog), 3331 nucleotides. It is a transcript of the gene PRR3, whose product is annotated as proline rich 3. Lineage: Eukaryota; Metazoa; Chordata; Mammalia; Eulipotyphla; Erinaceidae. The record is from RefSeq and is a predicted model, not a curated record. The coding region runs from base 632 to 1195 and encodes 187 amino acids. The transcript is spliced from 5 exons. Gene Ontology annotation, molecular function: metal ion binding; RNA binding.
ACCUUAGUGGAAAGUCGUGACUGUGCGUCCAGUGGGUGAACCCAAGUUGAUGAGCUCCACUGGGGACAGACUCAGAGAUCGGAGGGGAGGGUGGCGGGAUAAAGUGUCCUGGGCACUGCCCUGCUGGGACCCAGAGGCCUGGAAGGAACGUAUAUAAGGAGCAGGUUGACAGAUCAUCAGUGCAAGCGCGGACGAGGAGCGAAAGACUUUUGGAAUGAGAUCGAAAGUUGUGCCUGCAGCUGUUACUAUAGUAACCGGGAACCGGAUGUGGCGCUUUCGGGAUGCGACAGUCUUCUCUUUGGCCUUCUGGCCCGGGAGCAGGUGAACACCGCGAGGAACUGGUUGUGCGUAUGGGGGUGGGGGGGGUGUAGGUCCGGUGAGAGAAAAAAGUGGAAUUUAUUUUAAGCCUUUAUAGAGGCGCAGCAAAGGGAAAGUUUGCAGCUGCUAAAACGCCUUGCAGAGGAGACUUAUGUCAAAAUGCCGCACAAAGGGUCCCCUCAACCUGCCGGAAAUGAAAUGGCGGGAGCUUCAAUCUUAACUGUCUGUCGCCCCCCGGAAGCGGAAACAGAAUACCAGCGUGCCCCUUCCUCACUGCCCUCCAAAUCCCGCUGCAGCCAUUGCCGCAACCACGAUGCCGAAACGAAAGAAGCAGAAUCAGCAGCAGCCGCCGCAGCAGCAGCUCGGAUUGACCGAGCGGGAAGAGACUGGAGACGAGGAGGAUGGGGGUCCCAUUGGACCACCCAGCCUUUUGGGCCCUCCCCCCAUGACCAAUGGGAAGCCUGGUGAUCCCAAGUCAGUUUUUCACAGAGGUCCUCCAGAAUCAAGGGGACCAAUGAUUCCACCGCUGCUGAGUCUCCCACCUCCUCCUCGGGGUAGAGGCUCAUUUCGGGGAGGCCUAGGUCCCAGGGCUGGCCCAUAUGGUCGUGGUUGGUGGGGAGUCAAUGCUGAACCUCCUUUUCCUGGACCAGGCCAUGGGGGUCCCUCCAGGGGAGGCUUUCACAAAGAGCAGAGAAAUCCUCGAAGGCUCAAAAGCUGGUCUGUUAUCAAGAAUACUUGCCCACCCAAGGAUGGACCCCAGCUUGUGGAAGACAAAUCUGGCCGCCCUGUCUGCCGACACUUUGCCACAAAGGGCCAUUGUCGAUAUGAAGACCUCUGUGCCUUCUACCACCCGGGCGUCAAUGGACCUCCUCUGUGAGACUGUGCCUUCCCAUCCAUGCUGGAAGGAAGCCUCUGGGCCCUGGUGGCCAUAUAUUUCCCUGUAGUCCUAUGAUGGCUACUGUGAGGCUAUUUCACCCACCACCCUCAGUCAGUGAUGCCCACCCCCGUCCACUACCACCUCCCUCGUUUGGGAUUCAGAGUUGUGUUUUAUCACUGGUGCACAGUGUGUGCUCUUCUGAUCCAGCCUCCAGAGACUCACCAUCAGGAUCCCCAUCUUUGCUCCCUCCAACUGCCUUCUGGAUCCCUCACCAAAAGACUGCUGAACAGGAAACCUCUGGUUUGAUGUUUAUGGAGUGUUAAUGACAAAGCAGUCUUUCAACAAAUGUUUAUAGAGUGCCUAAGGGCCAGGCAGUACACUAGGCACUCAUGAUAAUCAAGAGCCAAAACCAACAAACUUGAAAUCUGCAGGGGAAAGAUAAGAUUGGUCAUCAGACAAUCGCAAAUACUUACAAAGUUAUCUUGUCAAACCUGCCAUGAAGAAACAAGACAUGAUGGAAGGUGAGUGUAUAAUAAAGGGAGUUUGGGAAGGUGACAACUGAGCCAAAGCUCUGAGGGACAGGCAGGAGGAGAGGUGGGAGAGCAUAGCCUGGGUAAAGGUACUUGCUAGGAGAAUGGAAGAGUGGGAGGUGAGGCAGAGGCACUGAACUAGAAGUGAAUUGGAGCUUGUCCACUUAUCCAGUGUUUCAGGCAGUUACCAUGUAUUCACUUUGUUUUUUUUUUUUCUAAAAGAUCAACUUUUGGGAAGCACAAGCUAGAAGGUUACUUCAGUCCAGGUAAGUCAUGAUGAUGGCAUAGACUCUGGUAGUGGAGUGAGAGCAAGUAAAUAUUUGGAAAUAGAUUGUAAAUUGUAAGUCUUCUAGGUUUCUUAGAGUAGACCUGACUUGCAUAGAUAAAUGUCUUUUUUUUUUUUUUUUUUUAAGAUAUUGGAAGAAAACAAGCAGAAUGUCACAAGUUUACUUUAGGAUGGUUAAGUCUGAGCCACCCUUUAUAAAACAUCCAGUGAGGGUGUAAAUUGGAAACUCGGGGCCAGGUGGUAGUGUACCUGGUUAAGCAUAUACAUUAUAGGUACAAGGACCCGGGUUCAAACCCCUGCUCCCCACCUGCAGAGGAAAAGGUUCGAGUAGUGAAGCAGGGCUGCAGGUGUCUCUGUCUCUUUCCUUCUCUGUCUCCCCAACCCCUCUCAAUUUCUUUCUUUUUCUUUUUAUUUUUUUAAAGCUUUUAUUUAUUUAUUUUGUUGCCCUUGUUUUUUGUUGUUGUUGUAGUUAUUGAUGUCGUUGUUGGACAGAGAGAAAAUGAAGAGAGGAGGGGAAGACAGAGAGGGGGAGAGAAAGAUAGACACCUGAAGACCCGUUUCAGUGCCUGUGAAGCGACUCCCCUGCAGGUGGGGAGCCGGGGGCUCGAACUGGGAUCCUUCUGCUGGUCCUUGCGCUUAAUCCGCUGUGCUACCGCCCGACUCCCCCUUCUCAAUUUCUUUCUGUCUCUGUCCAAUAAUAAAUAGAAGAAAAAAAAGAUUUAAUAAAUGGGAAACUCGUUUUUUGUCUUAUGUAUGGAAAACCCAAUUCCUUUUUUAAAUUUUAUUUGAUAAGAUAGAGAGAAACUGAGAGGGAAAAGGAGAUAAAGGAGAGAGAAGAGCUAGAGAGACAACAUAAUAUGUUAUUCAGAAAGACGUUCAUGCCUGAGGCACCAGAGGUCCCUAGCUCCACCGUAUGCUAAAGCUAAGCAGCGCUCUGAUGUUUAAAAAAGAGAGAGGAGAGAAACCUGUCGUACAACUUCACUGCUCACGAAACUUACCCCUGCAGGUGGGGACUGGUGGCUUGAAUCCAGGUCCUCGCACACUAUAAUAAUGUAUGUACUCAAUCAGGUGUGCCACAGCCCAGCCCCUUAAAACCCAGUCCUUGACUGCUGUAAAUGUCUUCCCUGUGAGUCUUCUGACUUCUCACACAGCAUACUUACUUAGUGUCACCAAAUAUGUGGAGGUUUUCCUUACACCUAGCAAUUCUCUGUAUCACCAAUUCGAUGUCUUCUGAUUUAGCUGCAUUUUGAAACUAUCUUCCAAGAUAGCAUCAGAUCUCCUAAGAAUCCAGCACACGCACACUCACGUGUGCGCACACAC